Medicago truncatula (barrel medic) is the source of this 1654-nucleotide messenger RNA. RefSeq names its product long chain base biosynthesis protein 1. Gene Ontology annotation, molecular function: serine C-palmitoyltransferase activity; pyridoxal phosphate binding. The transcript has 13 exons. NCBI's taxonomy places the organism in Eukaryota, Viridiplantae, Streptophyta, Magnoliopsida, Fabales, Fabaceae. The record is from RefSeq and is a predicted model, not a curated record. Gene Ontology annotation, biological process: ceramide biosynthetic process; sphingosine biosynthetic process. Gene Ontology annotation, cellular component: endoplasmic reticulum. Bases 58 to 1509 code for a protein of 483 amino acids.
AUGCAUGAGUGAUUUUGAAAGCUUCAUUGCUUAUUUCAUUGAUACAUUUAGAUAACAAUGGCUUCAUCAUUUAUCAAUUUCGUGAACACUACUAUAGAUUUAGUUACAUAUGCUUUACAUGCUCCUUCUGCACGAGCUGUAGUUUUUGGAUUCAAUAUUGGUGGACAUUUGUUUAUAGAAGUUUUGCUUUUGGUGGUUAUACUUUUCUUGCUUUCUCAGAAAAGUUACAAGCCUCCUAAAAGACCCUUGUCAAACAAGGAAAUUGAUGAACUAUGUGAUGAAUGGGUUCCACAACCCCUUAUUCCUUCUCUUAAUGACGAGAUGCCCUAUGAACCACCAGUGCUGGAAAGUGCUGCUGGGCCACAUACCAUAGUUAAUGGUAAAGAAGUUGUAAAUUUUGCUUCAGCAAACUAUCUUGGGCUUAUAGGUCAUCAAAAGUUACUUGACUCAUGUUCAUCUGCUUUAGAGAAAUAUGGUGUUGGUUCUUGUGGUCCCCGUGGGUUUUAUGGAACAAUUGAUGUCCAUCUUGACUGUGAAGGGAGAAUAUCAAAGUUUUUAGGAACACCUGAUUCAAUUCUCUACUCUUAUGGACUUUCCACCAUGUUCAGUGCUAUUCCUGCUUUCUCUAAAAAAGGCGAUAUAAUUGUAGCGGAUGAGGGAGUCCACUGGGGAAUACAGAAUGGCCUUUAUCUUUCUAGAAGCACAGUGGUAUAUUUUAAGCACAAUAACAUGGAUUCUUUAAGAGAAACUUUAGAGAACAUUACUUCCAUAUAUAAGAGGACCAAGAAUUUGAGGCGUUAUAUUGUCAUUGAAGCUCUCUACCAGAACUCUGGCCAAAUAGCACCCUUAGAUGAGAUCAUUAAAUUGAAGGAAAAAUAUUGUUUUCGUAUUUUACUGGAUGAGAGCAACUCAUUUGGUGUGCUUGGAAGUUCUGGAAGAGGUCUCACUGAACACUAUGGAGUUCCAGUUGAUAAGUUAGAUCUUAUAACUGCUGCUAUGGGACAUGCACUGGCCACAGAAGGAGGAUUCUGCACGGGAAGUGCAAGAGUUAUAGAUCACCAACGAUUGAGUAGCUCUGGCUAUGUCUUUUCUGCUUCUUUACCUCCAUAUCUUGCAAGUGCUGCCAUUACAGCUAUUGACGUCCUUGAGGAAAAUCCCAAUCUAUUAACAAAAUUGAAGAACAAUAUUGAUGUUUUAUGGAAAGGGUUGUCGAAAAUACUAGGCUUCACAAUUGCAAGUCAUCCAGAGUCGCCAAUUGUUUAUUUGAGAUUAAAGAAUUCAACGGGUUCUUUGAAAGAUGACCUACAUCUGCUUGAAAAUAUUGCCGAGCGUGUUUUGAAAGAAGAUUCUGUAUUUGUGGUGGCUUCCAGAAGAUCGACAUUGGACAAGUGUCGAUUACCUGUUGGAAUUAGAUUAUUUGUUUCUGCAGGGCAUUCAGAGUCUGAUCUUCACAAGGCAUAUGAGUCAUUGAAAAGGGUUGCAGCAUUAGUCCUUGAUGGUCAUAAAUGAACUAUGUAUCAAAAUGUCAGUUCUAUUCAUUCCACUUUUAGGUGAGGAAUUUUGAAAUCCAGGUUGACACAGGAAGUCCUGCAGUUGGUAAUUUAUGUCAUAUUUUCUGGGCUAGCUCAUGGUACAGUAUAUUUUUUAUUUAAUU